CCAGAUGAAAGAAUUGUCAAAAGUUUUGCAUUCCACUUGUACUUAAUUAAUUCAUUUUAGUUCAUUACAAAUCCUCAGUGAAUGAAAAUGGGUGCAAUCAGUAAAAGGCUUUUAAUCUGUAAUACCGUCAAAAUUUGUACAAUGGCUAAAGCUUACUCCUAGGGGUACGGUCUCUAUAGCAGCGUUUACAGUGCUAAAUUCUCAUCUAUAGUUUAGUUCUGAAUUAAUCAAAAUUAGCAAACCUAUUUCAUUCAAGCGGAAGAAAAACAUUACGAUGGCUACGCAAGAGGAUAGGUCUUUGGGUUCGGGUAUGCCUAUCCCCAAGUGGAUGAAGAACAAGAUGAGCGACAAGUUCGAUUUCGGCCAGACGGCCUUCUCCCCGACCGAGCUAGAUGACAGUUUUAUGUUCCACUAUAGACCGCAAGCGCAGGGAGGGGUGGAUUCGAAGAAACUCGGCACCCCCGGCCUCCAGGACAACAUCACGGCGUCUCAGGUGAACAACGCCAAGGUCGACUUGUCCAGGCACCCCCCACCCUGUCAGAAAUACCUGCAGAACAUCAACGACGCGUCGCCGCCCCAGGUCACCCCCGAGAUGAAGAUCAAGUCGUCGGGCACGGACGACGGCUUCAAGGGGGAGGCGGCCAAGUGCGGCAGCUCCAUCAUCCGCGUGGCCAGCCAGAUGGUGUCGGGCAAGAUGGUGCACGGGUUCACUAUCAAGGAGGACACCAAAUGCGACAAGGACCAGGCCUCGACGGAACAUUACGACCUGAUGAAGAGGAGGGGCAGCAAGUCGCUGCCCGCUACGCCGCUCGCGUCGCCCAGCACUUCGCCCAAGGCAGGCAGACGGGCCAUGAAUAAGUACUUCACGGCGGCGUUCACGGAUACGGAGAAAGCUAAAGGCGGUUGGAUCUUGUCGAACCUGCUGGCGCGGCGGGACCUAUCGCAGUCCGUGGGAUUCAUCAACGAGGAGACGAAAGAGGAGCUGGAGAGGUCCGCGUCCACGGCGAGCAUAGACGAACUGUCGACGUCGAGGAAUAAGACGAACGUCUUCAAAGCGAAACCGUCGGAGCUGCGGGAGAUGAACUUUUGGUCGCCGACGUCCAUGUAGAAAAAAAAUUAAUUUAGAUCUGCGAGGGUCGCUGUUCUUGUAACGUACCGAUCGUACGGAGAUUAUUUUUUUAAUUUAUUCCUAACGACACUCAACUAGACUAGACCGUGGAAUUUAGUAUUAACGACCUGCGUAUUCUUAUGUUUUAGGUUAGGGUAUAGUUGUAAAAAUAAAGUUGGAUAUCCUUGUACUGUUAUUUUUUUACUUGUAUGUAUGUGUAUGUUUGUUCAACUUGAUUCCUGUUAAGUUCCAAUAAAUUGUGAUUGUUUGCAAUAAGUUUGAAAAUAAAGAUGUUUAAAAUUCA
Molecule: messenger RNA, 1412 nt
Organism: Anoplophora glabripennis (Asian longhorned beetle)
Lineage: Eukaryota; Metazoa; Arthropoda; Insecta; Coleoptera; Cerambycidae
Exons: 6
Coding region: 275-1108 (277 amino acids)
Source: RefSeq, a predicted model, not a curated record